Trichophyton rubrum CBS 118892 is the source of this 1773-nucleotide messenger RNA. RefSeq lists its product as uncharacterized. Gene Ontology annotation, molecular function: adenosine deaminase activity. Bases 1 to 1773 code for a protein of 590 amino acids. The transcript has 3 exons. Gene Ontology annotation, biological process: adenosine catabolic process; inosine biosynthetic process. The record is from RefSeq and is a predicted model, not a curated record. NCBI's taxonomy places the organism in Eukaryota, Fungi, Ascomycota, Eurotiomycetes, Onygenales, Arthrodermataceae.
AUGGAACCGCCUCUCAAUGCCAAAACUAAAGGGGAAGGGAGCCAGGAUGAAGUUGCUGCCUGGGAAGUAGAAGAAGGAAUACCCCAGUUUGAAGACCAGUUUAUCCAAAAGUAUUUACAAGGGAGGAAUGCCUUGAUCCAGGAGGAAAAGAAGCAGAGGCAUGAUGCUCAUUUUCAAAAGUGCAUGUCAGCCUCUACAAAGGAAGCAUGCCGAAUUAUCUCACAUAUUCGAGACAGGGAGUUAAAGACUGUCUGGAAUAAGGUGGAGGAGGAGAAUCUAGCAAAGACCCAGGAUACGGUGCUUUACCCAGGAAUGAUGUUCCGGCUAGCUAAGGAUAAGAUGGAAGGAACAGAUUUAUGGAAGAUAGUUAAAAGGAUGCCAAAAGGAGCUUUACUACAUGGCCAUCUCGAAGCAAUGGUUGAUUUGGAUGUACUGGUAAACCAAGUGUUAUCUCUCCCUGGCAUUCACAUUGCAUCGGACCGGCCAUUAAUAGGAGAGAGCCUCUUACUUUCUCCACUACGAUUUCAGUAUUUUUCCGAAGCACAAAAUGUUGCGUCUGAAACUAGCGCAUCGGGCAUCUGGAGUCCAACGUAUAAACCACAACUGUUCGUUCCCGUUAAAGAGGCUGCCGAAACAUUCCCAGAUGGGGGAGUUAGGGGAUUCAGCGAUUGGCUUAAGGGGAGGUGUACUAUUGAGAAGGAGACAUCCCUGAAUCAUCACCAUGGAUGUGCAGCUAUCUGGGAAGUACUUGAUCAAAAAUUCCAGGUAGUAGAUGCGAUACUCUACUAUGAACCGAUAUUUCGAGCAUGUCUCAAGCAUAUGCUGGCAGAGUUAAACGAAGACGGCAUUCGAUACGUUGAAUUCCGACUAGCCUUUGGAUUCGAAUAUCGCCGUGAUAAGUGUGAGGAGCCCGACUUCAAUUUUGAGUCGAUAUUCGAAGCGUUUGGAGAAGAGAUCGAAAGGUUCAAAGCCUCAGAAGCCGGUAAGGGGUUUCACGGCGCCCGGAUGAUAUGGACGACUAUGCGAAGCCAUCCAAACCGUGAUAUUGUGGAGAGCAUGAAAGAGUGUAUACUCACCAAGCUGCAGUUCCCCGAGCUCAUCUGCGGCUUCGACCUGGUUGGGCGUGAAGAUGAUGGGAGGUCGCUGGUGGACAUGAUCCCUGUCCUAUUCUGGUUCAAAAAACAGUGUGCUGUGGAGGGAGUCGAGAUCCCUUUCAUGUUCCAUGCAGGAGAGUGUCUGGGAGACGGCGACGAGACAGACUCAAAUCUGUACGAUGCAAUUCUCCUAGGCACACGCCGUAUCGGCCAUGCGUUCUCUCUCUACAAGCAUCCUCUGCUCAUAGACCUGGUAAAAGAGAAGAAGAUUAUGGUCGAGUGCUGUCCGAUCUCGAACGAGGUGUUGCGGUUCACUAGCUCCAUCAUGUCACACCCGCUUCCAGCCCUGUUGGCUAGAGGCGUAGCUGUGUCACUGUGCAACGAUGAUCCAUCGAUGCUCGGCCACGGCAAAAACGGACUUACCCAUGACUUCUGUCAAGUACUAAACGGCCUGGAAAACGUUGGUCUCUCGGGCCUUGCUACCAUGGCCGAGAACUCGCUCAGAUGGAGCUGCUUCGAGGACCAGGACAACUCGGCCUGGCUUGCAGAUAUCAAACGAGGUAUAGCUGGAACGGGCCGGAAGAGCGAGCACAUACGCAACUGGCACAUCGAAUUUGAGCAGUUUUGUCAGUGGGUGGUUCUCGAGUUUGGCGCCGACAUUCCUCCAAGCGACGACUAG